AUGGCGAUAAUCCAUCGUGACCUGGCAGCUCGUAAUGUUCUUCUUGAUGACAACUAUGUUUGCAAAGUUACCGACUUUGGACUGGCUUAUCAAGAUUUCAAGUAUGGACAUGGAAAUGCCAAAAAGGGCUGUAUACCAAUCAAAUGGACUGCACCCGAGAUUCUGUCAGGAAAUGUUGCCGAGCUCUCACCCCAAAGUGAUGUGUGGUCUUAUGGAAUUGUCUUGUAUGAGAUAUUCACUAUCGGAGGAAUUCCAUACCCAGGAUGGUCAGAAGGCAGAGUGGUUCAAGCAGUCCUGGAUGGAUAUCAAAUGCCAAAGCCUGACCACAUUGACGACCAGUUGUAUGAUGUAAUGACAAGGUGCUGGAACUUAAACCCUGACUUUCGUCCUCCUUUUGAAAACCUGCGAAAAAGAAUGGAUAGAUACCUUCGUGAGGAGACAUACACGGAACUGCUCAACAUGGGGAAAUAUGACAGCGUGCAAUACUCCAAGGUUGAAGAUCUUGGAGCUCAAGAUGAACAAGCAAGUGAGCAAGUCAAGACGAGCACCACUGGAAAGAAAUUGGGAAAAUGGUCAAGUGUUCGUUAAAUAAGAGUAAACAUAUGACUUACUGGUGGCUGUUACAGCUUUUAUGCCCAGCAAUGGUUAGUUUAGUGUGCCUUUUGUUCAGGACGUCAUCGAGUAAGAUAUAAUUAUUUAAUUUAUAACCUAUUUGUGAAAGAUUAAUUAUAAUUUUGGCAUUUUUCUUUUAGGCAAUAAAAAAUGCUUCCCAGAAAUGUUAUUGGAUAGUAGUCAAACAAAUCUAAAGCAGACCUUGUGAAAUCGUUCUUUGUUUUGUAGCUACAUAAUAAUCGUUUAAAACCUUUCUGCUUUUUAUGUUUUUGGUCAUCAUUGAGUUGAACAAAAUUAUUGUGUACACCGCGAAUGAGCCGAAAUUUGCGUCGUUCUUUGUUUGUUUGAAAAUGAAGCUACUCUAGGUAGGGAAUAAUAUCAAAAAUCAUGUAACUUUCCCUUAAAAGAUUACAUGAACAAAACGAAGUAACUACUUAAUCGUCGUUAACAGCUUUGUGAAAGUAAACAAGCUCUAUUACUUUUGGAACAAUGUUAAGCUUACAAAAGAUAUCGGUUAUAGUAACUUUGUUAUUUAAUGAAUUUAGAUCAGUUCAUUACAUUGAUCAAUUUAGAACAGUAUGAGAUAGAUUGUUCUAAAAGGACUGACUAUUUAUUUUAGACUCUGUGUCGAUGUAUGCACGGAAAAAUUUGACCGCAACAUUUACCUAUCUAUCUAAGUACUGUAAACGUCAUAACAUGAAAAGGUUUCAAGUUAGGUAACAUAAAACGCUCUGUUUGGUAUUAUUUUACCACUGUCAUCCGUGGACUUAUUUGUUCAUGUCUUUCUCUUUAUUAUAACGCCAGAUUGCUUGUCUACGGUAUAAUUGAUUUAAGUGCGAUCACGUUGCUGGUAUUAACUGCAGUUUUCUUUAGUAAAUACGAGUUAAAUUUCAUUAACUGAUCAAGUCAGAGCAAGGAAAAUAUUUCUUAAAUAGUUGGUAGAGUUUCAUGAAGACUCUGGGAUACAUUAAGGCCCGGCUAAACGACCGCAACAUGUCAACGGAACAUAUCGCAGUAUUGUUGGGCGCUGCAUGCUGUGCGCGUUUGGCCACCCUGUUGCGACGUGUUGCGACAUGUUGGGUGUUGAUAAGUGAAAUGGUGACUUGGAUAAAGUGAAAUAAAUGUAGAAGCGUUCUCAAAUUCAAUUACUCAGUUAAUAAAUUUUCUGAGUUCCUCAACGGGAGUCGAACCCAUGACCUUCCAGAAUACCGGUAUUCUGGAAGGACAUGGGUUGCGGAUUCGUAAUGAGGAAUCUGUAAACUCUGCGAGUUUCUUGUUGUGAGUUUGAUGAUGCAAGCUCUUUGGGUAUAUUUAGAAAAUAAGGCGUCCCUCCCGCACCCAGUUAGACAUUUAAAAGUCAUCGCCAGCCGGUAGUGUAAAUGCAGAGUAAAUAGAGGAACAGAGCUCCGAAGCUGAGGAAAUUUGGUACUCAAAUUAUAAAUGUUAAUAAAAUUAUGCCAAAACAAAAAAAAAACAAUUAUAUAUAUGGCAGACGUUUCGGGCCUAACCCUUCUUCAGUGCUACGUUUUGAAUGGGACACGCCAUCGGAGAAAUGAACAAUUACAGGCUCAACUCUAAAGCCUGGUUCUCAUUACCGACGCAAUAACGAGCGCAAGCACAAGCGUGAGCACAACAAUUAAGAAUUGCUUCAUGUUUAGCGUGCGUAUAUCGAGUU
Molecule: messenger RNA, 2287 nt
Organism: Orbicella faveolata
Lineage: Eukaryota; Metazoa; Cnidaria; Anthozoa; Scleractinia; Merulinidae
Product: fibroblast growth factor receptor 1-A-like
Biological process (GO): cell surface receptor protein tyrosine kinase signaling pathway; positive regulation of kinase activity; multicellular organism development
Cellular component (GO): plasma membrane; signaling receptor complex
Molecular function (GO): ATP binding; transmembrane receptor protein tyrosine kinase activity
Source: RefSeq, a predicted model, not a curated record